AGUAAAGUUCGAGCAUCAGUAAGAAACUGGUAUUUUCUAAAGCAAACAUUUUGAAAGAUUGUGCGAAAUAACAAUGUUCAAAUUGUUGCCACUACUACUCGCUUGCAUUGUGUGCAGUAUAGCCUCGCCGGAGCCGGACGGUCUUUACAAAAUCAUCAGCGGCAGCUCGAUCCUUAAGCCUUAUCAAACAAUCUCCUUGACAGCUAAGUCUCAAAAUCAACAACAGCUGCAAUCGAAUGCCGUCACAUCGGGAGAGCAGGAGGACAACAACGACACGACGGGCAUAACAGAUGACCAGGAAUCAGGUGCGCCAGCAUCGGUAACAUCAAUUGCCACUCCUGCACCUAUUUCAAACUCUCAAGCUGCCGCGCCAGCAUCCAUAGCACGUCUUACAGCUGUGGCCUCUGCUGGUUCUGCAUUGGCUUCAGCAUCAGCAUCGCGCUCCGCAUUACGUGUAUCUUCUUCGAUUAACGUCCCAACAGGCAGCAGCUCCUCUACAACCAUCCAACAUCACAUCUUACCGCCUGAGACUAUACCACUGCCCAUUACCAUUUCUACGCGUCCUGGCCUACGUACUGUUAUCGCACCAGAGACCAUCACUAUUCGCGAGUCGACUGUAGCUAAGGUGGGAGAAGUGGUGCAGAAAAUACCGACUGCUGUGUCACAUCAGAGUCAAACGGUGGUGCAUAAGCAUGCGCGUGUGGUCACGCCCAUUGUGGCACCCGCAGUGCGUACAAUCAAGUCACAAGUGUUGCGUGCCUACCAUACCCCGAUCAUCUUCUCACCGCAAACAUCCGUGGUACGUAGAGGCAACACAAACGCAAAUGCAAAUGCAAAAGCAAGUGGCAAUGCAAAAACAAGUGCAAGUGCAAGCGCAAGUGCAAGCAUCAUCUCGAAUGCAAGCAAUGCCCAGAGUAGUGCCAACAACAGAUACAAACUCUGAGGCAAAGGAUGCUCUUAUUGCUGAUCUAGCUGUUAUUUACUUUAAAAUCUUUUGAAACUGCUUACUGUGUUCCAGGUUGAUGUUCGUUAUAAGAAAUUUAUUUAAAAUUUUAAUUAUCCAAAUUUUAGUCGAAGUGUGUUUUCUGUUUUACAGGCAUCACUCGUGUUGUUUAGGUUUCAUAUUUACUUUAACUAAAACUUUUUUGGAAUAAAAAAUUCAAACUCUACAA
Anastrepha ludens (Mexican fruit fly) is the source of this 1172-nucleotide messenger RNA. RefSeq lists its product as uncharacterized. The coding region runs from base 74 to 943 and encodes 289 amino acids. The record is from RefSeq and is a predicted model, not a curated record. Lineage: Eukaryota; Metazoa; Arthropoda; Insecta; Diptera; Tephritidae. The transcript is spliced from 2 exons.